Molecule: messenger RNA, 207 nt
Organism: Cylicocyclus nassatus
Lineage: Eukaryota; Metazoa; Nematoda; Chromadorea; Rhabditida; Strongylidae
Source: the annotation of a GenBank genome assembly
AUGAAAAUAAGCGAGUGGAAUGCGGUUCUAUUGGGAAUCGCCUUUCUUGCCAUGAAUCGUUCCUCUCAUUGCGUAUGCUACCCUCAACUGGUUGUCAUGAACUCAUCAGUCAGCAAAUUGCUCCGCAAUUCUGAUGUGGGAUUGAGAGUCUUACAAAAGAAGUUGCGCCGGAGAACUGAACGCCGGUACGUGGCACCACAAUACUGA